AUGGCUCGUACAAAGCAAACAGCUCGCAAAUCUACCGGCGGCAAGGUUCCAAGGAAGCAACUCGCCACCAAGGCUGCCAGAAAAUCUGCACCCACAACCGGUGGAGUCAAGAAGCCUCAUCGUUAUCGCGCUGGUACCGUUGCUCUUCGUGAGAUUCGUAAAUACCAGAAGAGCACAGAGCUUUUGAUCCGGAAGCUUCCAUUCCAGCGUCUUGUCCGUGAGAUAGCUCAAGAUUUCAAGACCGAUCUGAGAUUCCAGAGCCAUGCGGUUCUUGCACUUCAGGAAGCAGCAGAGGCAUAUCUUGUUGGUUUGUUUGAGGAUACGAAUUUGUGCGCAAUUCAUGCUAAGAGGGUUACCAUUAUGCCCAAGGAUAUUCAAUUGGCCCGCCGUAUCCGCGGUGAACGUGCUUAG
This is a messenger RNA of Vicia faba (fava bean), 411 nucleotides long. The record is from the annotation of a GenBank genome assembly. Lineage: Eukaryota; Viridiplantae; Streptophyta; Magnoliopsida; Fabales; Fabaceae.